AUGGGUGGCGUGUGGUCCUUAAGAAACUUGUCAAUUUCGGUCCCUCGUGCAGUCCUGUCUGGCGAGGGUCAGUCGGCGGUCCUACAAUGCUCUUAUGACCUGGAAGGUGCUGCCCUUUACUCCAUACGGUGGUACCGGGCGGAGAUAGAGUUCUACAGAUACGUCCCGAGGGAGAUGCCACCGUAUAUGAUCUUCCCACUGCCCGGGGCGUCGGUUGAUCUAGCUCAGUCUGAUCACCAACAAGUCCGAAUCGUGAACCUGAACCGGCGACUAAGUGGUGACUAUCAGUGCGAGGUGUCCGCUGACGCACCACUCUUUCAUACUGACAUACGAUCUGCACCAUUAACUGUUGUUGAUCCGCCGUUCCGGGCGCCUCGGAUUACAGUUGCACAAAGAAGCUACUCCCGAGGUGACAUCAUUCGUGCCAACUGCACCGUUGAUGAAGCAUAUCCUGCUCCCAACAUCACGUGGAUACUUGACGACCAUAAGAUAGCAGAGACCAUAUCAUGGCGAUCAUCAGAAAAUGACUUCAAGGAACGGGGAGCCUUCAGCCAUCUGGAGCUGACGCUAUUGGAAAACCAGCAGUACCAGGUGGGAUUGACGUACACCAGUGCGGGCCUGCAUCGGGUGUAUCAGGACCAUGCCGUAUAUGGACAGCAGAAUGAGGAUCUAAAUGUUGUCAGAUACACAUUGGUACCUCCGGAUAGCAGUCAGUUCACCUUGGGAUGUGUGGCAACUAUUUUUGACAUCUAUGCGCGACAGAGCGAGCCCGUCUAUAUUAAAGAAGAUACUCCACAUCCCGCUUCAGUCACGGGAGAGGACUCCUCAGGUGCCAAAAUUACGAGCAGCCUAGUAACAUCUCUUUGGACCAUGCUAUUGGUGCAAGCGUUAUGA
Messenger RNA from Pieris macdunnoughi, 894 nucleotides. The record is from the annotation of a GenBank genome assembly. Lineage: Eukaryota; Metazoa; Arthropoda; Insecta; Lepidoptera; Pieridae.